Messenger RNA from Priceomyces carsonii, 210 nucleotides. RefSeq names its product F1F0 ATP synthase subunit k (gene ATP19). The record is from RefSeq and is a predicted model, not a curated record. Gene Ontology annotation, biological process: proton motive force-driven ATP synthesis. The coding region runs from base 1 to 210 and encodes 69 amino acids. The transcript has a single exon. Lineage: Eukaryota; Fungi; Ascomycota; Pichiomycetes; Serinales; Debaryomycetaceae.
AUGACAGCUACAUAUCAAAUUUUAGGUAGAUCCGUGGGUUCCCAUCAAUUAGCAUUGGCAACUUUAGGUGCUGUGGUCUUUCUUGCUGUUCCUAAACCAUGGGGUCCUCCAAAAGCAACCACACCUGCUAUCAAUGCAAGCUCUCCUGAUGAGGAAAAGUUCGUGAAGGAAUGGUUAGCUAAGAAUACUCCCAAAGAAGAGCACCAUUAA